AUGGCCUUUGAUCGAUCCAAACCCCCUUUGGCGCGAUUGCUGUGGGAGCCCAGGUGCCAGAAGGAUGCCAGGGCCCGUUGUUGUCCGGGGGUCGACGACGCCAGCAGCGCUCAUCCGCAGAGUGACUGCGGCAUUGGCCACCGCGUUCUAGCGAGCCGCUCCGUGCUGGCUCUGGUCGUUGAUGAGCAUUGCGUCUUUGCUGGUCUCCAAGGCGGAGACAUUGUCGCAUGGUCUCUCGAGACGUAUGAUCUCGUCUUGUCAGUACACGCCCACAAAGAGAGCGUGCUGAGCCUCUACCUGUCAAAAGACGGCAAUCUGCUGUUUUCCAGUGGAGGAGAUUCUGUCGUCAAUGUGUGGUCCACAAGGACAUUUGAAUUGCUCUACUCGAUUUACUCCCACCAUGACGUUGGGGAUAUUUUCACGACAGUGUACUCGUCGAGCAAUCGUACUAUCUACUGUGGCGCACAGAACACCAGUAUUCAGUGGUGUGAUCUAUCUGAAGAGGGGGCGACCCUGAAUCAGAUUUCGGCUGCCCAUCCAUCCAAGCGGGCACAUCGAUUUUUCGAUUCCCGGGGCCCUGAUGGUUCUCGUGCUCCAAGACCAUCGGAUGGCGAGCCAGUAUCCCCCGGAAGUCGCGUGUUAACCUUCAAGCGGGACCAUCAUAAGCGUUUUGGCCAUCAUGGCUACGUGUAUGCGAUGCUUCUCGUCAAGGGCCUGAUCGAAUCGGCUCCGUCAGAGGAGGCUUUAUUGACCGGCGCAGGAGAUGGAGUAGUCAAGCUGUGGCGCCUGGGCCAGGAGCCGGGAGCGACACCAACCCAGAUCUCCAAGCUUCAGAAUGGAGACCCGGUGCUCUCGAUUGCAGUCGAGGGGUCAUUGCUCUACUGCGGUCUGUCUGGCGGUGCCCUCAAUAUUUGGAAUCUCGACUCCCAACAGUUGGUCAAGCGGAUUGUCCGACACACCGGGGACCUGUGGGCAGUCCAAGUCAUCCAGGGUGUCGCGAUAUGUGGCGACUCCAGUGGAUCAGUUAAGAAAUUCAAUUCUCGGUUUGAAGAGCUCGGCGGCUGGGUGGCCCAUAAAGGCACGAUGCUCGCUUCCGCGGCAGGUCGGUUCAAGAACAGGUGGAUCUAUGCCACUGGAGGAAAUGACAACAGCGUAGGAAUCUGGGAUUUGACCGAGUUCUUCCUCGUUCAAGAAGACCUGCCUCCCAUCAGCAACGAUGAAAUGGUCAACAGCCUUGCCAAAUUUGUCUCCUUCAAGACAAUCUCGGCAAGCCCGAAAUUCUCCGGAGAGUGCAAUCAGGGAGCGGCGUUCCUGCGCCGGCACUGCAACUACCUCGGUGCGAAGACAAAGCUGUGGACUACGGGCGAAGACACAAAUCCAAUUGUCUAUGCCAGGUUCAAUGCUACCUCCAUUGACAAGGUCGAGAAGACGAUUCUCUUCUAUGGUCACUACGAUGUCGUGGGAGCCGACACCAACCGGCCCAAGUGGAAAACGGAUCCUUAUCAGCUCACCUCCAUCAACGGGUUUUUGUACGGGCGUGGUGUCUCGGACAACAAAGGCCCGAUUCUGGCGUCAUUGUAUGCCGCAGCAGAUCUUGCCCGGUCAAAGUCUUUACGGUGUAAUGUCGUUUUCAUAAUUGAGGGUGAAGAAGAGUCUGGAUCCCAGGGAUUCCACCAAACCGUGCGAGACUACAAGGACCAAAUUGGUCCCGUGGAUUGGGUCUUGUUGGCCAACAGCUACUGGUUGAAUGACUACAACCCGUGCUUGACCUACGGACUGCGCGGCGUGGUGCAUGCCAACCUGGUCGUGACGAGCGAUCACCCGGAUCUGCACAGUGGUAUUGAUGGCAGCGCGUUGUUGGAUGAACCCGUCAAAGAUCUCUCCAUGCUUGUCUCUACCCUUGUUGGGCGCAAGGGCCGGAUCAAUCUGCCUGGCUUCCACGACGCUGUCCGCCCUCUCACCGACGCAGAACAGAAACGGUUCGAGGCCAUUGCAGAUGUGCUCCUCCCGCAACACCCGCAGAUUCCCGACAGCCAGUCAUUAAUCAAGUCCCUCAUGUACCGUUGGCGUGAGCCGUCCCUUACCAUCCACUCACUGGAUGUUCCCGGGAACAAGAGCGGGGCCACCACCAUCGCCCGCCGGGCCAAGGCGAGCCUCUCGAUCCGCAUCGUCCCUGAUCAGCAGGCGGACGAUGUUGCGGCAAACCUGACAGCGUAUGCACAAGACCAGUUUGCAUUGCUGGAAUCCCAGAACGAUCUCACCGUGGAGAUCACUGGGAAAUCCGAUGCCUGGCUGGGAGACCCAGACAACGAGAUCUUCGCAACUCUGUCCGAAGCCAUUACUGUCGCCUGGUCACCAGACCAGCAAGCCCCAAGUCAUCUUUACCCUCCGGUACCCCAGAUUGCAAAUGGACAACCCCCAGUCAAGCCCAAACUCACCGGCAGUCCUGGACCCAAGCUUUUGCGCAAAGAUUCGUCCGACAGUCUUGCAUCUCACGUCGACCGAGUCAUCACUUCCACAACCACCUCCUCGGCCGGAAAAGAAGCCGCCCGCAGGCGAUCUGCCCAACCCCCCGCCACCAUUCCGACAUCAUCCACCCUGGCACAAACGGCCCCAACGACCCCCGAGCAACCGGCCCUCCUCCCUCUGAGAGGAAGGUCGGACGCUCAAACCGAACCCGCUGGCUCUGGACGAGCCUCUCCAUCCCCAACAGGAUCACAAUCCCCCGUCAAGCCAAUCUUCAUCCGCGAGGGCGGGUCCAUCCCGACGAUUCGGUUCUUGGAGAAGGAGUUUUCGGCGCCUGCUGCCAACUUACCGUGUGGACAAGCCAGUGACAAUGCCCACUUGGAUAAUGAGCGCAUGCGCGUAGAGAAUCUGUACAAGAGCCGGGAGAUCUUUCGGUAUGUGUUUGCCAAUUUGGUUGACAAAGCAUAG
Penicillium alfredii is the source of this 2934-nucleotide messenger RNA. RefSeq names its product glutamine amidotransferase subunit DUG2. The transcript is spliced from 8 exons. Gene Ontology annotation, biological process: proteolysis; glutathione catabolic process. Lineage: Eukaryota; Fungi; Ascomycota; Eurotiomycetes; Eurotiales; Aspergillaceae. Gene Ontology annotation, molecular function: protein binding; peptidase activity. The record is from RefSeq and is a predicted model, not a curated record. The coding region runs from base 1 to 2934 and encodes 977 amino acids.